CUUAUUACAAUUAAAAUGAAAACCGAACACAUUUUUCACGGCACGGAAUACGUGGUACACCCGAAUAGAAAUAAAUGUGUAAUAGUGACAAUCGCAUCGGCAACAGAUCCAACAAUGGCGGUGUUUAUUAGAAAAUACAAAGUUUGUGCGAAAAAACAUAAAAUCCAAUGGAUCAUAAUGCAUAAAUAUCAACCUCAUACCGGGAAACUACGCCAUCGCACGAGCGGAUGGUUAAACAGCGAAAAAACGCUUGCCAAGGAACAUGCAGCGCCAUCGAAAUCUGUGAAGAGUCAUUGGUGGAAGUUACAAGCAACCAUGAUGCUGAAUCCCAAUAAACUGCAUAUUUAAGGUGAACUUAUGGGCUAUGGUCACAUUAUAUCAAGAUGAUGACCACAGGCCGGAGAUAUACUGAUAAUAACGUAAUUCGAAUAAAAUAUAAGAUGGUGAUUAAAAUAUAAAUAAAACUUG
Messenger RNA from Armigeres subalbatus, 468 nucleotides. RefSeq lists its product as uncharacterized. The record is from RefSeq and is a predicted model, not a curated record. The transcript has 4 exons. The coding region runs from base 16 to 348 and encodes 110 amino acids. NCBI's taxonomy places the organism in Eukaryota, Metazoa, Arthropoda, Insecta, Diptera, Culicidae.